GCCAAAACAGGCAGUAGUCCAUACUAGCCUACUACAUAGUACAUGAGAAGACAGUCGAAUUAACGGGUGCGUCGGGACGGGUCGCCAGGGUUACCGAUAAACCCGUGUACUAGCAUACUAAAGAGUGUUAUUGAACAGUGAUAGGGAAGUAAGGGGUAACGCUUGGUGGCGCCCUUUUUUGGACACACUAUAUAGUAAGCUAGUAUGCGGAUUCUGGACGUAGCCAUUAGGACCGUGUGCCGACAUUAGGGCUGGAAUAGAAGAGGUUCUCGCAAUGAUCUCGUAAGCCUUAGGAGGGGAAAGUAUCCUGAACCACCUAAACAAAGGUAACAGCAUUUCUCUUUACCCUGCAGCUGCACUGCCCUGGUGGGAGAGCAUGGACCCUCUGGCUGAGACAGACCGAGCGACUUCUGACCUGCUGAACCGAACGGACCUGCGUGCUCAGGAUGUGCACACAACCACUGAGAAAGCUGCACCUGCACACACAGGUUGUGGAGCAGUGCUGGUGCUGGGCGCCGUGUCCGUGGCCUCCCUCAGUGGUCUCAUGCUGGGCUAUGAGAUGGGUCUGAUCUCUGGAGUGCUGCUCCAGCUCAGGGAGGUACUGUCUCUCUCAUGCCCGCAGCAGGAACAAGCCGUGGGCGCCCUGCUGCUCGGGGCGUUCAUGCUCUCAGUGGCAGGAGGCACCAUCGUGGAUCGUUAUGGACGCCGUUUCUCCAUUAUCCUUACGGCGGCGCUGUGUGCAUGUGGCACGCUGCUGAGCGUCUGCGCUCCCUCCUUCUGGACGCUGGUUGUGGGCCGUGUAUUGGUGGGAAUGGCCGUGGCACUGUCUGGCACGGCGGCGUGCCUGUACAUAGCGGAGGUUGCGCCUGCUGCCUGGCGUGGGAGGUGCGUGUGUGUGUACGAGCUGAUGGUGGUCCUGGGUGUCCUGCUGGGAUUCGGGCUGAGUUGGGCAUUUGCAGGAACGGUGGACGGUUGGAGGUUUACUUUGAGUGGAGUUCUGCUGCCUGCAUUCCUGCAAAUGGCCAUCAUGCCUGUGUUGCCCCAAAGCCCACGCUUUCUCCUGACCAGGCACAGGCAGAAGGAGGCACGGAAAACUCUCGCCCGUUUACGAGGGACUGUCCCAGACGGCGUGGAGGAAGAGAUGAAGGUCAUUAUGGCAGCUCUGGGUGCUGAGCAUCAGCAGGGCUUUCUGGACCUAUUCCGCUCUCAGGCCAACAUGCGCAGGAGGAUGUUUGUUGGAAUGGCGCUGGUGUUUCUUCAGCAGGCAACAGGACAGCCUAACCUCCUGGCUUACGCCUCCACAGUGCUGCGCGGAGUUGGAUUCCACAGUAACGAGGCUGCUACACUCGCCUCCACCGGCCUCGGGGUGGUUAAACUAGUCGGUACUGUCCCAGCAAUUUUACUCGUGGACCGCGUCGGGCCCAAAGCUUUUCUUUGCGUGGGCGCUGUUGUCAUGACACUGUCGACGGCAGCUUUGGGAGGCAUAACACUACAUAGCCAAACACAAGUGGCUAGCCUGUGCCAGAGCCCAGGCCAGCUAAACCAAACCCCAGCGUGGAGGGGACAUGAUGCUAGCAUUAGGACAAACGCAAAUCAUGCUGAUUUUUUGUCUGAACAGAAUAACACUCAUCUUCCAUUAAACCCUUUUAAACACACUCAGGUACCCUGGAUUUUAAACUACACCAAGGACCACAGAGCAGUAGUAAUGAACUCUGCGACACCAGCAGAAGAUUCUUGGAAAGAGAGAACUGAGAUUUCAUUAGAAUCCAUGUCGGAGAGUGAGGUGUCUCCUUCCCUGAAAUGGAUCUCUCUGGUCAGUCUGCUUAUCUAUGUGGCAGCUUUCUCCUUCAGUCUGGGACCAAUGGUCUAUGUGGUUUUGAGCGAGAUUUUUCCCACCGGGAUCCGAGGAAAAGCCGUGUCCGUGGUGUCUGCCUUCAACUGGGUCAUGAACCUGCUCAUAUCAAUGACCUUCCUCACACUCACAGAAAAGAUCGGCCUCCCCAGCGUGAUCUUCUCAUAUGCUGCUAUGAGCUUCGUGCUGCUGAUUUUCGUCAUCGUGUUCGUGCCGGAAACGAAGGGCAGAUCACUGGAGCAGAUCUCCAAAGAGCUCGCCAUGAAGAACCAUCUCGACAGCACAAUGCUGUGCCACCCGUGGCGAAAGAAACCCAAGUCUGAGCUGUCACAGGAUGAGAAAUCCUUCACAUCAGUCUGAUCCCAAACCAACGAGGAACAAGGAUAAAGUAUGAAAAAGAAGAGUUUGUUAAUCAGAGAUGGACGUGAACGCUGGAUACACAACCUAAUCAACACAAAUUAGGUGACAAAGGCUGAGCCUACCCUGAUCAGUAAAAUGGCUAAAGUGGUGUCCUGCCGUAUCUGUGAGCAGCACACGCAGACUCGGGUACCGCAAAUCUGAAAUGUAGCCGUUUAUUAUUUUUAUUUGUCUUAAUCCUUUUAAAACGUGACUCUUAACAUGAAUUGUUUUCGGCCAUAUCUGUAAUGUGAAAAAGCUGAAUAGAUUUAUACGUUUGUCUCGUAACGUUUUACGAAAUAGUAUUUCAUAUGUGAAGAUGUUUUCUGCUUUCGCUCGUUGUUACACAUCAUCAACACAUCAGGGAUUCAUCCUACCGCUGGCUGGAACCUCCUCCAGGAAACGCACUUUCGGACUUCCUUCAGCAGUUGGAAGACGAGUAUCAUGUAAAGAAAUAUCAGCGGCGAUGCACUUUGAGUCAACGGCAUCGUCUUGGGCAUAUUACCCCUGCUAAACCUCACUCCUAAAGCAGUGUGUAGUAUGAUCACGUCACAUCGCGACUAUACGCACGAUUGGACCGCGAUAUAUUUUAUAUGUAAAUAUCGUUGGGAACAGGAAGAAAGAAAAACGGACCUUAACUUAUUUGUUGUGAAAACUUCAGGCAAUGGCUGAAACUCUUGUCAAUCUUGUUUGUUUACUCGUUACCGUGGUUACAUUAGUGAUCAACAAAUAUAUCCUUUUAUACUAUGAUAGGCUUUCUUUUCAAAAUUAGUAAGUUAAAAAUGUCUCCAUUAUAGCCAAGUGUUUGUCCUUAUACCGCAGCAGUGUUCUCGAAUCGGAUUGGUCAGAAGGUGUUGAUGAUAUGAUCGCUGGUUCUUCUGAUUUAUAUAUUAGCGUUUCUAUGGCAACAGCUCGAUCACAGGGGCUUUUAAAAUGGCGCUUUUGAUAACCAGCUUUAAAACAGUGAUUGAUUUGUCUGUGUGUGUGUGAGAUGUUUAGCAUGAUUAGCAUUUAUAACGUAGAAGGAGUCUCCAGUGUCUGAUGUUUUGGCGAGGGAACAAACCGUUCUAACGGAAUAGCUACAGGAGCUGAGUUCCUGACUUCGCAGACGUUCCACAGCAAGACAUCAGAGGUAAGUGGUUUGUGUUGGCAGAUGGCUGUGGUAUAAGAUGAAUAAAUAAAACACUUUGAGACAUCGUAAAGGAAAAAAGGAUCGACGCCAUGACACGCUGUUGAGGAUUUUUCUAUGACCGAACACAUUGUGGUGUUUUAUUCCUUACUUGUCGAAUACAGUGGAGAUAAAAAUAAUCUACACAUCCCUGUUUGUUUGUUUUGCACUUCAGUUUUGUAGGAGGCUAGAUCAUAUUAAAGGUGGGAUUGGAUGUAAGAUCUAAUGAUUUAGCUUUUAUAGGGGUGUGUAAUACUUUUUAUAUCCAGUAUUCAAUAUUUUAAUAAUGUUUUAUUAAUUACACAUAAAAUGUAUUUCUAAUAUAAUAACAAUCCAUUGAAGAAUGUAAACCUAAAAUAAGUACAUUUUUAAUAUAAUCUUAUACUGAGAAAUAUUUGUUUAAGAAUUUUUUUUUUUUGCAGUGGGUUUACUUUUGCAGAGAUCUGAUGCUAGCUGUGCCACUACUGUAUUUACACUGCACUUUUGAUUCAAGUGCACACUACCUUGAUGUCAUGAUUCGGAUUGAACUGUGAAAAAUAAAGCAGUCUAACACUAA
Molecule: messenger RNA, 3972 nt
Organism: Hemibagrus wyckioides
Lineage: Eukaryota; Metazoa; Chordata; Actinopteri; Siluriformes; Bagridae
Gene: slc2a12
Product: solute carrier family 2 member 12
Exons: 6
Coding region: 377-2212 (611 amino acids)
Biological process (GO): transmembrane transport
Cellular component (GO): membrane
Molecular function (GO): transmembrane transporter activity
Source: RefSeq, a predicted model, not a curated record